Molecule: messenger RNA, 659 nt
Organism: Xylaria bambusicola
Lineage: Eukaryota; Fungi; Ascomycota; Sordariomycetes; Xylariales; Xylariaceae
Exons: 1
Coding region: 192-599 (135 amino acids)
Source: RefSeq, a predicted model, not a curated record
AGGCGCCAUUUUACGACGCUGUAUCCAAUCCUGUCUCGAAAGCUUUACGUCUUGACAGUUCGAUCAAUAACUCUUCAGAACCCGCCAAGAAUUUUCUCACGCUCUUGGACCUACAGCGCGUCAGGCUCACUGUCUAGGUGCAAAAAUAGGAUGUCGAAUCCAACAGCAAUCGUAACGACCCCCAGUUCUACAUGCGCGAACAAGUCGUGAUGAGCUACUUCAAAGCUAUCCAUGCCAUUUUCAGCGCCUUUGGUAGCAUGGAAACGCCGAUGCUCAAGUUGAACGAGAUGCGCGCUUUCGUUUCGAUGGAUAUGUCAUCCCAAGUCAUCCAUUUUGGACCUUCUCCUAUCCCACCCGAUGGGGAGACCCCAAAUUCACCAACCGCAUCCCUAAUGCACAGUAUACAAUGGGCACUACAAGAAGAUAAAUUGAAAGAAGGUCUUGCUUGCCUUACAACAUUACUCGGUGAUCUUUACGCUAUUCUCCCUACACCUUGCGAUAAGCCCGCGGAGAUAUUGGUCUUAAGCGAUUCACUUACUACCGAGGACCGUUGCGAAUUGGAUAGGAUUAGCUGCAUUACGAGUUAUUAUCUGACCUAAGUAGUUUUAGCUAGAACAAAGUGGCUUGCUUAUUGUCCACAGGAAACAUAUAAUUAUCGG